Messenger RNA from Cryptomeria japonica (Japanese cedar), 2951 nucleotides. RefSeq lists its product as uncharacterized. The record is from RefSeq and is a predicted model, not a curated record. The transcript has 2 exons. NCBI's taxonomy places the organism in Eukaryota, Viridiplantae, Streptophyta, Pinopsida, Cupressales, Cupressaceae. The coding region runs from base 331 to 2757 and encodes 808 amino acids.
GUAAGCUUGAAUAACAAGAGUGCCGUGCAAAUCUCCCCACCACGCGUUUCCCCAAAAUUAAAAACCCCUUCUCCACAGACUUGGCUUGAAUCAUUAUUUCCCCCCCCAUUCCCACCCCCACCCCUCCGUUUUCCACAUAUAUGUGUGAUAACGUGCACGCAAUCGAAGAAGUGACGUAAGUGCAGGGAACGGGCUCUGAAAUCUCUUCCCACAUUGAUAUAUUAAAGAAAUAUAGAGCAGUCGAAGCCCAUAUGGAUUUAGUCAAGCAAGAUAAAAUUAUGGAUAAACAGUAUUGAGUGUGUGGUGGAAUUCAAAAGCAGAAAUCUGUUAAUGAGUAGCGUGCAGUUAGAAAUUCGAUCCGCAGUUGCAGACCCACGAGAUUUUGCGAUGGAAUCGCAAGGUGAAGCAAUCGAAAUAAGGGAUUCCGCAAGCCCAAAAGGCAGCGGUAGCUAUGUGAAUUCAGAAGGGCGUCCAACGGGGCUGCAGACGCAACCAUCAAAUAUCAAAGUAACUCCGGAAAAGAAAAUAUUGGUGUUUGCCUUAAGGCUGGCUCUUCUGGAGAAGGCUGCAAGCGGUCUGGGAACUCUGGCCUUCAUCUGGGCCACCGUUGUCCUCCUCGGGGGCUUCGCAAUCACCUUAGGAAGGACAGACUUCUGGUUUGUGACGAUCAUACUCGUAAUUGAAAGUACCCGAGUCUUCAGCCGCAGCCACGAGCUCGAAUGGCAACACGAGACAACGUUGUCUGUGGCGGAGUUCAAGGAGGAUGCAAAACAGGCAAGUUUCAGAUUCAUCAACGCCGGCCGCUCUUUCUUUGGCUCAAUUUGGGCGAAAUUCUCUGCCAAAGACUUGCAGAAAAAAAGAUCAGAAUGGGGCCGUCGUAAAUUGAAAAGAAGUCUUUCCGCUUCAGACAAUCCGUUGGUUCAAUAUGUUGUUUCUCAGAAUGUAAGCAGGCUUCUCUUCUGGGCGCAGUUGUUAUCCGCGUCUACGUGUAUUGCCUUGUCUGUGUGGAGAUUAGCAGGGCAAGACUACCGCAACGUUGAGGGCAGCAGCGAGAAGAGGAAUCGGAGGCCCGCUUUGAAUGUGUUCUACAGCUUGGCUGUAGCAGAGGCUCUUCUGUUUUUGGUGGAGAAGGCCUACUGGCAAUGGAAAAUCAAGGUGCAGAAACUCCUGGUCAAGGUGAAGGAUGAAUUUGGAUUCGACGACAAAGAGGAGGGCACGCUUGAGCGGUUUUUCUACGACACGUAUUCGCAGUCCAUCAAUGGAAGCGUUUUCGACGGUCUGAAGAUGGAUUUGGUCUGCUUCAGCGUGGAUCUGCUCAAGUCGAACACGGACCACGGGCAGCUGACCGGUGCCCGGGUGCUCUCUACCCUGGUUAAUGACUCUCGUUUCUCCGAAGAAACGUUGCGGUCCAUUGGGAUUAUGCAGGACGUGGUGGAGCGCCUCCUGGAAAUGCUCAACUGGAAGAAUCGCCAUGAACAAGAUAUCCGAAAGGCCGUGGCCGAGAUUGUUUGUAAUCUUGUUAAAAAGAAUCGCAAUUCGCUUCGUGUGGCGCAGAUCCCCGGGGCUCUGGAAUCCAUUGCUUCCUUGCUCUACGAUUCCACAGCCACACGCAACGAGCCCCAAGACUACGAUUACUCGGGUUUUAGUCUUGUGGGACUCCGCAUCCUGAAAAAACUCGCCACGGAUCACGGCAACUCUGCUAAGAUUGGAAGCACCAAAGCCCUGCUUCCUAAAAUCAUACGGUUUACAGACGUGCACGAGUCCGAUUUCUCGAAAGCCCAGAUCAAGUUUUUGAAGCUUUCUCUGCAACUGCUGAAAAUGCUGGCGGCCAGUAAGGGUGAAACAGGGAAUGUGUUGAGAAAAGAGAUAUUGAAAAACGUCUUCACAAUAAGCAAUCUAAGAGAGUUUCUUCUCUAUGAAGGUUCCGAUCGUUUGCGGCUCCAAAUCCUGGCCAUUGAGACGCUCACAAGCCUUGCUCUCGAGGAGGAAGGCAGAGAGAGCAUCGGAAGCACUGGCGGAGUUUUGGGUAAUCUUCUCUCUGUAUUUUUCAUGGAGAGGAUUAAUACUAAUGAAGUUGAGGAGAUAAAGCAACUGGUGAGCAAGGCAGGAGAAGCCCUCACUCUGCUUGUACUCCACAAUAAUCACAAUUGCCAAGCGAUGAUCAAACUCAAAUUAACGCGGCAACAAAGCAGAAAUGGCGAUGUGAUCAGAGAUUUGAUUGGUGCACUCAACGAUUCUAUUCAGGGAGUUCAUGCGGCCAGAAUUCUUCAUAACUUAUGCGCUUAUACUCAAACAGAUCGUGAUCAGCUCACACAAAUCAAGGAGGCGGCAGCGCAGGUCUUAAAGCUUGUGAUGAAGGAACAAGGCGCACUUCUGGAAGCCGCCAUAGGGCUAGCCGCUCAAAUCUUCAAGUUUUUCAACAAAUCAAGCAUGGAAACUGCAUUUAACGAGGCAGCAAUUACUGAGAGAGAAUUUGUGAGGCGAUUGAUAGAGGUUUUACAGAGGCAUCCUCGUCCAUCAAUCAAGGUUCCCCAUAUUAGAAGAUAUUGCAUUGAGGUAGUGAUUUCUAUUCUGGAGAAGGACAAAUCAUGUUUUGUGACUGAAAGGUUAAAAUUGGAGGAGGCUUUGGUGCGUGUGGAGGAAACGACGUCGGAGAUGGAGGGUUACAGUAGCUUAUCGGGGAGCAUUGGUCUUACCCGACACCACACCACCAUCCAGUGCCUCGUAAACAUCGCCCUCGUAUUGCUUUCCUUGUAAUUUAAAUGUAAAGCCUUUCUCUGUACAGAUACAGUAUUGUAACUUGUUUCAUAAGGAAUAUGCAUGGCGCCAUAUUCCCUGCAAUAAAAUGAAUUGGAAUGAACCUACAUCAUAAAUCUUACACUGCUACAGUGGACUCCGGGAAGCCCACUCAGACAAGUGAGCUGGAUGAUGGGCUCAGGAGAUUUGAUCUU